This is a messenger RNA of Cucurbita pepo subsp. pepo (vegetable marrow), 2451 nucleotides long. RefSeq names its product putative pectin methyltransferase QUA3. The record is from RefSeq and is a predicted model, not a curated record. NCBI's taxonomy places the organism in Eukaryota, Viridiplantae, Streptophyta, Magnoliopsida, Cucurbitales, Cucurbitaceae. Gene Ontology annotation, cellular component: endosome; cytoplasm; trans-Golgi network. Gene Ontology annotation, molecular function: S-adenosylmethionine-dependent methyltransferase activity.
UAAAUAUUGAGGUAAGAGUAAGACCUUUGUUCAGAAGCGUGGAAGCUCCAAGAGAGCGAGAUUCGAGUGUGGAUACCCACUCCAAGCUGAGCCUUAAUCUUCCUCUUCAAUUACUUUCAAUCUUAUUCAAUCUCAACUUUGUUUUCUGUGUUUUUUCUAGCUCAAUUUGAGCUACAACUUUCCAUUUUCAGUUCCCGCGAGCUUUGUUCGUCAGAUGUUUGAUUGAUAUCAGAUCCAGAUUGCUGCAACCAUGGGUCACGUUAACUUGCCGGCUUCCAAGAGAAACGGACGGCAAUGGAGACUCCUUGAUAUUGUUUCUGCGGCGAUUUUUGGUUUGGUGUUUUUGUUCUUUCUUCUCGUUUUCACUCGGCUUGGUGACUCGCUUGCUGCUUCUGGCCGACAGACUUUGCUGCUUUCUAAUGCCGAUCCACGGCAGCGUCAGCGGAUUAUUGAGCUGGUUGAGGCAGGGCAGAAGCAGGCUAUUGAAGCCUGUCCUGCCGACGCUGUGGAUCAUAUGCCUUGUGAGGAUCCGAGGCGAAAUAGCCAAUUGAGUAGGGAGAUGAACUACUAUAGGGAGCGACAUUGCCCGCCCCCCGAUGAGACGCCGCUCUGCUUAAUUCCACCGCCUGAUGAGUAUAAGAUACCUGUACAAUGGCCGGAGAGCUUGCACAAGAUAUGGCACAGCAACAUGCCUCACAAUAAGAUUGCAGACAGGAAAGGACAUCAAGGAUGGAUGAAACAGGAAGGCCCAUAUUUCAUUUUUCCAGGCGGUGGUACCAUGUUUCCAGAUGGUGCAGUGCAAUAUAUUGAGAAACUUGGACAAUACAUUCCUAUAAAGGGUGGCACUCUGAGGACUGCCCUUGAUAUGGGCUGUGGGGUUGCUAGUUUUGGUGGGUAUAUGCUUGCCGAGGACAUUCUGACUGUGUCUUUUGCUCCAAGAGACUCCCAUAAAGCACAGAUACAAUUUGCCUUGGAAAGAGGCGUUCCAGCAUUUGUUGCUAUGCUUGGAACUCAGAAACUCCCCUUUCCAGCAUUCUCGUUUGAUUUGGUGCAUUGUUCACGUUGUUUAAUUCCAUUUACUGCAUACAAUGCUACUUAUUUUAUCGAAGUUGAUCGCUUACUUCGCCCAGGGGGGUUUUUGGUCAUAUCUGGACCUCCUGUACAAUGGCCCAAACAAGACAAGGAGUGGUCAGAUCUUCAGAGUGUUGCAAGAGCAUUAUGUUAUGAGUUAAUUGCUGUGGAUGGAAAUACCGUCAUCUGGAAAAAGCCUGCUAGAGAUUCAUGUUUUCCUAAUCAAAAUGAAUUUGGUCUUGGGUUGUGCAGUGAAUCUGAUGAUCCAAAUCGUGCAUGGUAUGUGAAAUUAAAUAGAUGUGUUAGCUGGAUGUCUUCUGCCAAGGAAGAGCUCUCCGUUGGGACAAUUCCAAAAUGGCCAGAUAGGCUAGCAAAAACUCCUCCAAGAGCUGGAUUUGUGAAAAAUGGUCUCGACGUGUUCGAGGCCGACUCUCGGCGGUGGGAAAGGAGGGUUUCUUAUUACAAAAAAUCUUUAAAACUGAAGCUGGGGACCCCAGCAGUACGCAAUGUGAUGGAUAUGAAUGGCUUUUUUGGAGGCUUUGCUGCCGCCAUAAAAUCUGACCCAGUUUGGGUGAUGAAUGUUGUUCCUUCUCACAAGGCACCCACUUUGGCUGCAAUAUAUGACAGAGGCUUAAUUGGAGUCUACCAUGACUGGUGCGAGCCUUUCUCAACAUAUCCGCGUUCCUAUGAUUUUAUCCACGUAUCUGGAAUUGAAUCACUCGUUAUAUAUCCAGGUUCCGACAAGAACAGAUGCAACCUUGUUGAUCUAAUGGUCGAAAUGGACCGCAUCUUACGUCCAGAAGGAACAGUAGUGAUUAGGGACCAUCCUGAAGUUAUCGAAAGGGUAAUCCGCAUAGCUCAAGCGAUAAGAUGGACUGCCACGAUACACGAAAAAGAACCUGGAUCACAAGCAAGAGAGAACAUUCUUGUCGCAACCAAAAGCUUUUGGAAGCUACCUUGAACAUAGAAAUGAAAUGGUUAUCGUAGUGAUGCAGAUAUUCCUUUUUGGAUGCAUAUUUUAAGUCAAUAUAGUAAGUGAAAGAUUAGAAGAUGAAGAAAAGAAGAAAGAAAUGGAUAUAUUGUUGGUUCUAGUUCUGAAAAUUCCAAAGGUUAGCAGCUAAUCUGAUCACCAUUGCCAACUUCCUGUAUUUGCUAUAUUUUUCCUUCUGCAGUAACUUUAUUUAUAGGGCUUUUGGUAACAUAAAGUUAUGUGUUCUUUUACGGUGGGAAAUGGAGGCAAUCCAAAUAAAGAAUUCACAUAUGGGGUGUUUUUAAAUUCACCUGGUAUGUUUCUUUAUUCCCUUUUAUCAUGUACAUGUAUAAUUACCAUACUGCCCUUUACGAUCCUAUUUUGAUUCAUAAACUUUCCUGUUUAUUUCA